This is a messenger RNA of Pyricularia grisea, 945 nucleotides long. RefSeq lists its product as uncharacterized. Bases 1 to 945 code for a protein of 314 amino acids. Gene Ontology annotation, molecular function: actin filament binding. The transcript has 3 exons. Gene Ontology annotation, cellular component: cytoskeleton. The record is from RefSeq and is a predicted model, not a curated record. NCBI's taxonomy places the organism in Eukaryota, Fungi, Ascomycota, Sordariomycetes, Magnaporthales, Pyriculariaceae.
AUGGGGCCAUCUGCUGUGGAAGAGUUUGUCGAUUACGGGCCAACUCCGAGUAAAAGUUCGGGAGCUGUAGCUUCCGGGAAGCAGACGACUUUUCGGAGUGGGGACCCGAGAGCCGCCCUGGCCGAGAUCAGCGACGCCGAGGUCACGGGUCCGCCAGUGUUUGAGAAUCCGACCGAGGCCCGGGCCUACUUUAAGCACCGGCUUGCAAUUGCCUUUCGCAUCUUUGCUCAGUUUGGCUUUUGUGAGGGCGUGGCAGGCCACAUUACCUGUCGUGAUCCCAUCGAUCCGACUUCGUUCUGGGUCAACCCUUUUGGUCUUCACUUUUCGUUAAUCAAAGAUGACGAUCUGUUGCGGGUGAGCGAGGACGGAAAGGUCCUUGAAGGCGGGAGGAACCGGAGACUGAACCUUGCCGCAUACGCAAUCCAUGCCGAGCUGCACCGUGCCCGACCAGACGUCAUGUGCGCCGCGCACGCCCACACCGUCUACGGAAGGGCCAUGUGCAGCACCGGCCGACCGCUGCGGAUGCUGACGCAGGACUUUUGUGUCUUUUGGCGGGACAUUGUGCUGUACGAAAACUUUGGCGGCGUCGUCUUGGCGGCCGAAGAAGGCCGUGCUAUCGCGUCCGCCUUGGGCGGCAGGAAGGCGGCCCUGCUCGCCAACCAUGGCUUGCUGGUGGCGGGGCCGAGCAUCGAAGCGACGGUCGGUUGGUUCGUGAUGCUUGAAAAGUGCUGCCAGGUGCAACUGCUUGCCGAGGCGGCCGUGGGUGGUGGGUCGACGCCUGGCAACGGCGACGUGAUCACGAUCGGGGACGAGGAGGCGAAGGCGACGUGGGAAGUGGUGGGCUCGGGGGAUCAUGGUUACUUUAUGGGCCUGCCGCUGUUUCAAGUGGGAGAGAAGGAGUUUGGAGAGGCUACUCACAUGGGUAGAGGGAUAGAGCCGCGUUGA